GUAAAUUGUAGGGGUUCAAACAACUAUUUCCGCUGUAAUUCUACAAAUGUUGGAAUUUCCCUUUAGUUAGUCAUUUGCUUUGAUAUAAAUGGUUUUAUAAUUGAGCAUUUCAAGUAUGCUCUGCAUUAUUCAUCCCAACCUCCGAAAGAAAUAAUCAGCUUUUGUAGCAUGAUUCUCACGAUAAAUUCUGUCUGGAGAAUGUGUAAGGUUACUUAGGAAAGCAAGAACUGAGCUAUGUCUCUUGCUAUUGUUUUAUACACUUUCCAAGGAAGAGCUGUGGAUGAGCUUUCAGUUGAAAAAAACGAGAUAUUGGACGUUGUUGAUAACAAUGAUGAAAACUGGUGGAAGGUGAGGAAUCUGUAUGGUCGAAUUGGAUUGGUGCCUGUAAAUUACUUGGCAGCCCCCCUUCCUGACCGAGCAAUUGCGAUCAUAUCUCGCGGACGAACCUUAGCUAGAUAUGAGAGCGAAGACGAAAAUGUACUAUCAGUUUACAAAGGACAACAAGUUACGAUUUUCGAUAAAAAUGAUGACUAUUGGUGGUACGUUGGAAUCAAGGGGCGAAUUGGCUACCUACCUGAGAAGAUAAUAAAGGAAUUAAAACAAUCUAACGGAAACGAUGAACAAGAACAAAAAAAGUUUUCAUUACCAGAAAUUGUGCCUUCAAAAGCUUUAUGUGACGAAGAAACUGCUGUCCUUUUCUCGUUUCAAAAACCUCUUCCAUCAAAGGGGCAAUAUUUUGUUACCUUUAAAGGCGAACAUAGCGAAUUAACUGUUCUUGGUAAACUGCUCAAUACUUUCACCUUAAAGAUCAGCACGCCAAUUUAUUAUCCUGCAGAAAAAACAAAAGUGACUAUUACUUAUCAACAAUCUGGAUCCCCACAGCAGCUCAUCGCCAAGGGAAUUGAUUUCAUGUUCGAAUCUAAUACAGAUAUCGUUUGUCACAUAUUAGAAGCGGAAGGAGUUUCUUUGGAUUUUGUUCAACAGCUACUUGAAGGCUUUGACAGCGGAAAAUCUGAGAUGCCAAAAAAAGGAAAAAACCGGAUCAAAGACGAGGAUAUUUACGAUGACGUGCCUUUUAUAACUGAGAUCAUGGAAAAGUGUUAUGACAGAUACAUUAUCGACAAUUAUCAGUAUACUCUCAUCCCCAGGAACGUUAUAUAUGACGACAUGAAAAGUAUUGAUGACAACAGCAAGGAUAGAGGAUUAAAUGCUAACCAAAGAAUGUCAGAGGAAGAGGUUCUGCUUGCUCUUCUUGCAAAGUGCGUCAAAGCAAAACGUGUAACAGAAAUACAGGCACAACAAAUAGCAAAGACAUUGUGUUUUAAGACGGGCGCUUAUCAAAGCACGGAAAACUUUUACAACCUUUCCGCCCCUGGCAUUCAGUAUAUUUCCACAAAAGUGGAGCCAGUUUACGAAGUUAUCGAAGAUGAUAAUGUAUUGGAAAUUGCCAAUAAACUAGAGGAAGAUUGGAAACCGCUUGGUAGAAAGUUGGAAAUAUUUGAAUCAGAACUGAACGCGAUAGACGCCGAUUAUAAAUUAGAGAAAGAAAAAGCAUUUCAAAUGCUUUCGAAAUGGAAAAAAAAAAAUGGAAGAGAUGCCACUACGGAAAAAUUGGUUCACGCCUUAAUCAAUAUACAUCGUCUAGAUCUUGCAGAACAGUUGCGUAUGCCACAAGAACAAGAGUUGAACAACGUUAAAGUCUUUAAAGACAGGUUUCUCGACGAGGAAUACAAUCUUCGAGACGACAUACAUGACAUAUUGAAAAAUUUGCCGUGGGUUUGUGAAGCUUAUGGUCUACUGGGUCCAAACGAAAACAUGCCUUAUGAACAUUUGUAUGUCACAGUUGAUAACGUAGAAAGAAAAUCAGAAGAUAUUUUGAGAAAAGAAAUUGAUGAUAUGUUUGGUUGGGAAGCUUCGUUUUUUAUUGAAAUCAAGAAUAAACCAUCAAAAGCAGUAAAGUUUCGACUGUUAUCUAACCUCCGCCCUGAGGAUAGCACGUUGCCAUUCAAUGGCGAUAUUCACAUUCAAAAUAACGAUAGUUUUCAUAACGAUGAUUUUCACGUGAACAGCAGCUCUCACGGUACUUUAACAAUGUUCUGUCGUAACAAAGAAAACUAUUAUGCAUUGACAUGCGCUCAUGUUGCACAAAAUGAAAAUGAUGGGAACAAAUAUUUUUAUCAGCCACCCAACUGUAACAAAGAAAAACCACUUGCACUUGGUACUUUUCCCUGUAACACGAUCAAUAAGUAUAACAGUGAAGCAGAUAUCAUGUGUAUUCCAAUCGGUAAGAAAGAAGAUUUUCAGCGGCUCGGUGGAAAUGAAAUGAAGAGUCUUGCCUUGAAUUUGAAAGAAACAAAUGAAGAACUUUACAAAACGGCAAUAAGCAAGAAAGGGGUUGUGGAAGUUCGAACAAGUAAUCAAAUUACGGGCUAUAUAAGUGAGCGAAAUUUUUCUUUCAUUGACAAAAGUUCGACAUUUAUUUUCAAAAAUGCUGUGAAAAUAAAAAGUCGUAAUCCAUUUCUGCAGAAUGGUGACUCAGGAAGUCUCGUUUAUUUCAAAGAUCGAGUAAAUGUUUGGCGGCCUUUUGCUUAUGCCGUGUGCAAGAUCGAUGAUGGUGAUGAUGGCGAUGAUCAUGUUUAUGAAUACGAUAAUUAUGAAGAUGUCAAGAAAUACUAUUUGUGUUUAAAAUUGGAUAAAGCUCUGAAGAUGCUCGAUUUUAAGAACUCUGAGUACUUUCACAACAAUUAUCUCGUAACAUGAAAGCUUAUUGCGAUAUUUUAAAAAUUGUUUUUAGUUUUGCACUCAGUUAUAUUAACCAGUCAUAGUAUCGAAUCUCAUGAUAAAUUAUUUUAACUGAGGAACUGCACUUUUGAAUGAAGAAACCGUUUUCUGUAAUAAUGGAAAUUUGCAAAAAUUGUAAGACAAUGCCUAAGAACAAUUGUAUGCAGGAGUAUUUUCUCCCAAAACUAUAAGCUUAUGAAUAACCGUGGUUUUCUAUAGUAAAUCUACAUAUAAAAUGAACCUAAGAAUAACUCAGUAAAAAACUAAAAAUUUCCACAAACUA
Messenger RNA from Xenia sp. Carnegie-2017, 3064 nucleotides. RefSeq lists its product as uncharacterized. Gene Ontology annotation, molecular function: protein binding. The coding region runs from base 235 to 2760 and encodes 841 amino acids. Gene Ontology annotation, biological process: signal transduction. The record is from RefSeq and is a predicted model, not a curated record. The transcript has 12 exons. Lineage: Eukaryota; Metazoa; Cnidaria; Anthozoa; Malacalcyonacea; Xeniidae.